Molecule: messenger RNA, 912 nt
Organism: Thamnophis sirtalis
Lineage: Eukaryota; Metazoa; Chordata; Lepidosauria; Squamata; Natricidae
Source: RefSeq, a predicted model, not a curated record
UGCGUUUCCUCUUACAGGAGCAACCCACUCAUCAGUCUGAAUUACGCAAUCCUGCUAUACAAUCAAGGUGAUAAGAAGGAAGCUGUGGCCCAAUACUACGAGAUGCAAAGAAAGGUUAAUGCGUUAAAAGGGAGCACGCUGGAUUUUGACCCCGAGAUGGUGGACAUAGCCCAGAGGCUGGGCGCUUCCUUACAGCUCGGAGAGGUUGCGAUCUGGAAUAAACCCGGUAAAGACUCAAAACUGAAGCCACGAGGGGCUGCACCCAGUGCGCAGCCAUUGGGUUCCAAUCAAGCUCUGGGGCAGGCCAUGUCUUCUGCGGCUGGCUACGCAAAGACCAUGAGUCAAGUUAUUGGAAGCUCAACAACACACCUGGCAAAGGUUCCUACCGUACCUUUGGCCCCUAAACCCGACGAACCUCCUCCUCCUCCUGAGGAACUCUCGUCUACUCUAAAACCGCAGGAGCAAACUCAACCCAUCGCACAAGCCGAGGAAUCUUGAAGAGAGGGCCAACUUGGAACUGCCUAUUCAACCUAUUGGAUGCAUAGGGACAAAGUGCAUUUCGCGUCCUACAAACUUUGCACCAGACCAAAGAGUGCAGCAGUCCUCUUGCUCACAAUUAGCUGAGCAGAUCCUCAGAAGUUGGGUGGUUUUCUGAACAUUCCACGCGUCGGCUAAUGAAAGAUAGGGGCAAGGUUUGAGUAGCUUUCCCUGGACCUUCCCAACAGGAAGAGAAGUGAGUUUAUUAAGUUUCUACUACGAGAUGUCUAUAGAUUUUUGAGAGUAGUAAGCCCUUUGUAGUUUAAUAUUUUUCUAGUGAGGCCGAGUUACUUUUUUGGUUGCAUUACGAGCCGUGGUGGCACAGUGGUUAGAAUGCGGUGUUGCAGGCUAAUUCUGCUGACUGCCAUCAGUUCG